Molecule: messenger RNA, 1800 nt
Organism: Sclerotinia borealis F-4128
Lineage: Eukaryota; Fungi; Ascomycota; Leotiomycetes; Helotiales; Sclerotiniaceae
Source: the annotation of a GenBank genome assembly
AUGCUUCAACACCUUUUUUACCUGUUUACUUUGUUGCCUCUCAUUUCUGCGGCUGAUGUUGGUGAUAGGACAGCACCGGGAUAUUCGAAAGGCUGCAAAUGUGGACCAACCGAUGGCUGCUGGCCUUCCCAAAUUUCGUGGCAAUCACUGAAUGCGUCAAUAUCUGGGAAACUGAUCAAGGCGACGCCCGCAGCGAUUGUUUGCUAUCCAGGACCACAACAAAACUUGGAAGCAUGCUCUACGGUUAUUGAAGAACUUUCAAAUGAGGAGCUCGUUGCAAAUGAUCCCAUUGCCCUAGAUGUCCCAAUUGACAAUACUUGCCCACCGGUUGAUUUUGCGGCAGGUGGUAUUCCUGGAAACUGCUCUAUUGGAAAUGCUCCUAGAUAUGUUGUAAAUGCGACGACGCCCGAAGAUGUCGCCAGGGGAAUAAAUUUCGCUAGAAAGAACAAUAUUAGGUUAGUGGUCAGAAGUACUGGCCAUGAUCUGUUGGGAAGAUCUACCGGUUAUGGCAGCCUGGAGGUCUGGAUUAGAUAUUUUAGGCAAGGUAUCGUCUUCCAGAAAAAAUAUUUGCCCUCCGAUGGUUGCAGAUCUUCGAAUUGGGAAGGAAGCGCGUUCAAGAUUGCUGGAGGCUAUGUCUGGGCCGAUGUCUAUGCAGAGGCCACGAAACGAAACAUGAUUGUUGUGGGAGGUGGUGAUCCGACUGUAGGAUGCAUUGGAGGAUGGGCCCAAGGAGGAGGUCAUUCACCUGCAUCUCGUGACUAUGGUCUCGGUGCCGAUCAAAUACUCGAAGCUGAAGUAGUACUUGCAAAUGGAGAGAUUGUCACUGUAAACAAAUGUCGGAACCAAGAUCUUUACUUCGCCAUUCGAGGUGGUGGAGGUGGAACAUACGGAGUGGUCGUCUCAACUAUUGUCAAAGCAUACCCAACCACAUCGAUUUCCGCCCAAACACUAGCCAUCGCACCACUGACCGAUGCACAUAUCCCAAAAUUUAUGGCGGCCCUGACUUUGAUAUAUGCUGCAUAUCCAGAUCUCAAUGAUGCUGGUAUCUCUGGAUAUGGAAGCUGGGCAGUACAAAGCUACGCACCUGUAGUUGGAAAUUUCACAACCGGUUACCAACAUGCCUUGGCUGUUUCCGGGAAAUCUAUUACCGAAACCCAGAACAUUCUUGUACCUCUAAUGUCCAGACUCGAGGAGUACAGUGCAAGCCUCUUCAUCUACGCAACAUAUCUGACGUUUCCAACUUAUGCGGCAUACUACCAGACUCUCUCAGGUGGCAAAAGUGUAGCAGGAACCGGAACAGUUGCUUCUGGCUCACGUCUUUUAGACCGUCCAUCUUUAGUAUCUUCUUCAGCAAAACUGGGUGAGAUGCUGAACAUAACUGCCGGUUCACAAGGACAAUUUACUUCGACUUAUAUUUGCCUUGUGGGAGGUGGUCAAGUCUCCACCCCGGAUCAGAGUUCAGGACUAAAUCCCGCAUGGCGGUCUUCAUAUGUACACAACAUCAUAGCACGUGGAUGGGCUGUAGAUACUGAUGUGGUCACUGUCCAAGAGAUCAAGGAUGAUAUAACAUACACGAAAGUCGGAGCGAUGAAGCAGUUGGCUCCUGAUACUGGAUGUUAUAUGAACGAAGCGGACAGAUCAGAUCCAAAAUAUUUGCAGGAUUUCUAUGGUGAAAGUCUACCAAAGUUGAAGGAGGUAAAGAGAAUUUAUGAUGGCGAUGACGUCUUCUAUUGUCCAACAUGUGUGGGAAGUGAGAGAUGGGGGGAGGAUAAGACUGGAAGAUUGUGUCGGACGCAAUGA